Rangifer tarandus platyrhynchus (Svalbard reindeer) is the source of this 729-nucleotide messenger RNA. The record is from the annotation of a GenBank genome assembly. NCBI's taxonomy places the organism in Eukaryota, Metazoa, Chordata, Mammalia, Artiodactyla, Cervidae.
AUGCCAGCCGGCCACGUGCGGGAAGGAGGCGAGAGCGACAGCCCCACCCAGGGGGCGGCGGUGGGAGCAGGGCAGGACCUGCAGGCACAGUCUUCACCACUGGCUGCCCAGGCGGCUCAGGGGGCCAGGCCCAGCUUCGGCCCCGCGGCCCCGGCUCUCCGUUCGCAGACCCCGCCGCACCCCGCGCGCCCGGCUCUUUGCCCGGAACCCCCAGACCAGCCCCGCGCGCCCAGCUCCGCGCGCCCAGCUCGACGCCCUCAGCCCCCACCCUGCCAGGAGGCGCCCCGGUUGGCCCCGCCCCGCGUAGGCCCCGCCCCAAGCGCGGCUUUUAAGCUUUAUAAAGUUCCUCUUUCCUACCUCGGAGGCUUAGUUUCACUGCUUGGACUUGGGACUCACCGCUGCCCUCAGCUCGAGUCGGGGCGAGGUAAGACUUGGGUCGGGAAGUACCAGGGCUGCGAGGCGGGUACCGCAGAAACCCGUCCGGGGCCCACCUCGGGGCAGCGCAGGGCACCCCAGCGUCGGCACCGGGAGGGAGCACGCCCCUCGAGGGAGCCCCGACGCCCACCCCAUCUGCUCUUGGCCGGGGAGUCCCGCGGCCCCAGCGUCCGUGGGUCGGCCGAGCGCGGGCCCUGGGAGGCCACGCGCGGGACCGGGUGUGAUAACGAGGUCGUCGGGCCAUCAGCGGCCGAGGGGGUCGUCGAAGGGACCCACACCGGGCGGCAGACUUAA